AAGUUAAAAAUUGUUAUUUAGAAGCAUUAUCAGGUGUACAGUAAAAACAUUUAAGAAAGUUAAAUAAAUUUAAGAAAAGAAAAUAUUGUAAUAGAAUAAUUAUCAAAAAUUUGUAUUUAAACAAUCGUAAUUAUGCGUUUUGCUGCCUUUUUUUUAAUUUUGAUUACAUUUUAUUGUAAUUGCAAGGCCCAAGAUGAAGUGUUUCAGAGCGUAAUGGAUGCAAUUCAUUAUUGUACUGUAAAUGUAGGACAUGAAGAUAAUCCUUUGUACAAUUGCAGAGGCUAUGAACGCAAUUAUGUAGGACAUGAUAGAAUUGAAUAUGGCAAAAAUUAUUGUAUCAAACAAAACGAUACACCUGAAGCUACGUUGUAUAGUUGCGCAGAAAGUGUGAAUGAGGCUAACUAUAGUGCUAGAUCACACAGGCCUGAUAGUGACACUGAGGAAGACUCAGCUGCUGAAUCAGAUUUUGGAUCAUCGCCGGACUCGGACUAAAAAAUAUGUUUACCAUCUACAUAUAAAUUAAUUGCAGUACAUCACAAUUAAUAUGGCUUAUAUUCAAUGUAAAAUCCAGUAACAGAAUAAAUAAAUAAUUUAUUCAUAAAAAUUAAAA
Leptopilina heterotoma is the source of this 610-nucleotide messenger RNA. RefSeq lists its product as uncharacterized. Bases 133 to 492 code for a protein of 119 amino acids. The record is from RefSeq and is a predicted model, not a curated record. The transcript has 3 exons. Lineage: Eukaryota; Metazoa; Arthropoda; Insecta; Hymenoptera; Figitidae.